This is a messenger RNA of Parasteatoda tepidariorum (common house spider), 961 nucleotides long. NCBI's taxonomy places the organism in Eukaryota, Metazoa, Arthropoda, Arachnida, Araneae, Theridiidae. The record is from RefSeq and is a predicted model, not a curated record.
AAACAGAUUAGUUCCUUUGAAAGAGGCCCUUUGCUAUAAGCUCUGAGAGCCUCAAUCGCAGUUCUCUCCUCGCCUCUACUUCCGCCCCUGGAAAUCACAUUUUUCAUUAUGAUUUAAGAGCCUAUGGAAACAAGCACUUCUAAAAAUGUUUAACAAUUGAGAGAAAAUAAAUUUAGAAAAAAAAAUUACUAUUUUACUUAAGCUUGAAAAAAAAAAACAUGCCUCUUGUUGGCGCCACGCUGUAGCCAAGUAAUACAAUUGGAUAUGCUAUGUGUGCAUUUUAUCUUAGUUAUUGGUGCAACUAUUUCCGGAACAUCAUCUAAAGAAAUAUCCUAUGAUUGUGAGGGUGUAGAUAUAGCGACGAGGAAAGAUUGGGAAGCUCGAAAUGCUAUGCGUGAAAGGGAGAUGAGUCUUCCUGUUAACCAUGUGAUAAUUUUGCACACCGAUACAACAUUUUGCAUGAAGGACUGGCACUGUGUGAGAGAAGUACAGACUAUGCAAAAUUACUGGUUGGACGAAAAAGGCUUAUGGGAUCUUGGCUACAAUUUCUUGAUUAGUGGAAAUGGAAGAGUUUACGAAGUAAGAGGUUGGAACUUAACUGGAGCUCAUGUUCCCAAUUAUAAUACCAACUCAUAUGGCAUAGCCUUCAUUGGUGAUUUUGAGAAAGACAUUCCAACCAAAUCAAUGUUAAAUUCCGCUCUUCAGUUGAUUGAUUGCGGUGUGAAGAGGGGUUAUCUGACUCCUGCUCGAGAAAUACAUGGACAUAGAGAUUGCAUUUGCACAGAAUCUCCUGGAAAAAACCUUUACAAUGUUAUAAAAUAUUGGAAACAUUUCAAAGGUGGACGAUUACCCAUGUAUGUCUGUUAGUUGAAGAAAAGUUAGUUGACUAAGAGAAGCUUUGAACAUAAAUCUUACUUAAAUGUUUAGAUUUCUUAAAAGUAAAAAUUGAGAACUGGUUUGA